AUGGCUCCCUCUUGCACCUCUAGGUCAAAGUACAAUCACUCAGAACAAACACUAACAGGGCAGCAUCAAUGCCCACAUUGCAGCAAAAAAUUCAAGACACAGGGCUUCAAAAAGCAUGAAGCCAGCUGCAAGAAGCGCAACAACAUCAAGAAGGAACGAGAGGCCUUUGCCCUUGAGCACAAACAAGAUCAAAGGCGAGCUCGCUGGCAGGCAUGUAUGGGUAUCAGGUUUCCAAGCACCGGCCCAUCACAAUCACUCAAUAAUGUCCCCUCCACAAGUGAAGACGAGGAACCAAUCAUUCCUCCAGAUCCUUCAUUUGAUUUCGAUGCCUUGGGUAACAUUGACUUUGAGGGUGCCAUUGACAAUGACCCAGUUAAUAGCCCAUCAGGUUCUGCUGAACCUCCGCCCACAAUGUCUGCUCAAUGGCUCCUAGAAUUCAGAACAGAAUUCCACCCUUCUUCUGGUCGUGAGCCCCUCCAUCAAGCAUUCAAUGAAUUCAGCAUUAAUGCCCACCACGAAGAACAACUUCCUGUUGAUGAAACACCCUGGCAUCCCUUUUGUUCAUGCGCUGACUUCGAGUUUGCUGAAAUUGCACUGGAUGCUGCACUCAACAAAUCUCAUAUCAAUGGGCUCCUUGCUCUCAUUGGUCACAUCUCGAGAGGGGAGACCCAGAUGACACUCAAGACUGAUACAGAUCUCUGCAAGGCUUGGGAGCAUGUGACUGAUCAGGUGGCACUGUUUACAAAACACAACAUCACUGUCCCAUAUAAACAAGAAGAACGAGUUUAUGAGACCCAUGCGUUACCUCUCUGGGAGUGGGCGCUCGAUUUACUAGGCAACCUGGUGCUUGCUCCGCAUUUUGUUUGGGAUGCACAACACCUAUACAAACAUAAUGAAACAGAGUUCGAGCAUUUCUACAAUGAGCCCUGGAUGGGUGAUCGAUGGUGGGAUGUCCAAUCUCGCCUUCCACCUGGCCUUAAAGCGGCCCCAUUUUGUUUCAUCUUGUAUGCAGACAAGACAAGACUGUCAUCACAUGGCAUAUGGCAUGGUGAGGGCAUUGGCAGCGGUCGCAUCAUUGGGUGGUUGCCUAUUGUCUCUGAAGAAGCAGAUGAAGAAGGCAAAAUGGGGUUUGUGAACUUCAAGCAUGUCGUAUGGCAUGAAUCAUUCUUGAAGCUCUUGGAACUCGUUGUGCAGUACUCGAAGACUGGUUAUGCGCAUCAAUGCUUCGACAUGAUUAUGUGCUGGCUGUUUCCUAUUCUGCUGAUACUUUCGGCUGAUUAUGAAGAGCAAUCAAUGCAAGACGCAAUAGAUGCACUCGAUACUUACAAGAUCAGCAAAGGUCAGGGCGAAGCACUUCUCAAGGUGUUAGGCUUACAUGCUGUUUCAAAUGUAUUCUGGCACAUUGCCCACUCUGACCCUCAUGAAGCCAUCAGCUUUGACCACCUACAUUCCCUUCAUAUUGGCAUGUGGAAACACCUACUUGAGGAGUUGAAGAAGAUCUUCAAGUCACUUGGACGUUCUGUGGAGGCAAAGCUCGAGGAUCAAGCUAGCCCAGAAGGAUAUCAACUCCUCCAUGUUAUCAGUAGUUAUCUGCAAUUGGAUAGCUACAUUGGUCUCGAUGUGCAAACAACAAGCACGCUAGCGGCACUCGAUGCUGAACUACUUGUUUUCAAUACCACGCUUAAGGACUAUGUCGAAUGUGUGUCGAUGUCCCCUAUUGAAGAUCUCAAACUUGAUUGGGACAUUCCAAAGACUCACCUUUGGAAGCAUCUUCACAGUCCUCUGAAAGAGGCCUAUGAGCACCAAUCAAAUGGAAAGGAAGUCACUGACCAGAUACUGUGCAUUGAUCAACACAAAUAUGCAGUCAAAUUGUUGAGAAUGUGUGUGGACAUGCUUGAUGAACAAUGUAGCUUGCCAGACGAUGAAGCCAAAGCUGACGAAACCAAAGCAAGAGCAGCUACCUUUGAGGGACACAUCAAACUGGGUUUGCCACAACAGCCUGUAUCAAUCCAGGACAUUGAGAAUAGCCACGGCCAAAGGGAUCAUGCAUUUCAAGGCUUUCGUCGCACAUAUUACAGUGACCUAUCUCUGUAUAAUACGAGGGAACAGACGUGCAUAAUAUCCCAUAUGAUACAGGCCAGCGAACCAUGGGCCCAGGAUAAUAAUAUCCUCGACUAUGACGGAUGGGCCGGGAGGCAAAUUAUUCCCAAUGGAGGCGGGUGGGCCCAUGCAGGGAAUAUAUAG
Molecule: messenger RNA, 2244 nt
Organism: Suillus fuscotomentosus
Lineage: Eukaryota; Fungi; Basidiomycota; Agaricomycetes; Boletales; Suillaceae
Exons: 14
Coding region: 1-2244 (747 amino acids)
Source: RefSeq, a predicted model, not a curated record